Oncorhynchus mykiss (rainbow trout) is the source of this 3795-nucleotide messenger RNA. The record is from RefSeq and is a predicted model, not a curated record. NCBI's taxonomy places the organism in Eukaryota, Metazoa, Chordata, Actinopteri, Salmoniformes, Salmonidae.
UACAGCUUUUAGUUCUGAUGCAAAACAUCUGGUUGUAACGGAGACCAGUUGUAAUCUAGUAAUAUGACGGGUUUAAAACCAGUUUACAACGAGAUAAUAACACCAUUAAGACACAUGGACCACCUACUAGUUAGAACUAAUAGUAUUGUAAUUCUGAUUCUAAUUCUAAGGUUAACCCUUAUGUGACAUGUCACUUAGUACCACCAUGCCUAUGGUGAAAUAGGUGGUUUCUAUGGUGAUAUGAUUUCCCCACUGUUGUUAUAUGUCUCAGAACCUUGUGCCGAAGCCCCCACAAGGCCCCAGGCCCAGCCGAGAGGCCAAUAUAGCAAAGGCAGAAAAGAAGGCCAGAGAGGUUAUCAAGGCUAAAAAGUCUAGGGAGGCUAAGUCAGGGGUGAUAUACGCAAGCCGCCAAGUAGUUGGUGUGUUGGCACUGCCUCAAACUCUUAUAUCUCGAACAACCAGUUACAGUGAGUAUUGAUCUCCACUUCCAAAAAUCUUGGAUUUUUUGAUGCAAUUCUAAAAGGAUAUAUGGUGGAAGGAUCCACUAUUAUCUACGACUCUCCUCUUUCUGUAGGUGUCCUGCCAGCUAUCAAGAAGGGCACUAAAGUUACUCAAAUGGAGACAACAGAAACCCCAGGUCCCCUGACACCUAAUGAUGGGGAGAUAAUGAUCUCCUCUCCAUCUGUUGAUGACCUCCUGACCCCAAAGAGUGAUGUGACGUCCGAGGCUAAGAGCGAUGAUGCCUCCUGUCCAAUUUCACCUGAGGCGUUCUCUCUAACGAACUUCCUGAAGUCUCACCCUCAGAGAAAGCUUAUCAGGAAGUUCCUCAAACAAAUGAACGUGACAAUAGGCGACCUGGACGAAAUCAUCGAGUGGGUGGUGUGUGUCUCCAGUGAGGUGUUCCUCCCAGUGAUGGCUCUGCACAGGACCUCCAGACCAGAGUCGUCAGACUCGUCCCGCUGGGGGUCAGGUGUGCUCCAGAUCGUCUCUGAAAAGUUCCACCAGCGGAGUUCUGAGCCGAAGGGAAGGCUCCUGGGCGGGCAGCCGCCCACUCCCCCUUCUGAGAACGACAAGGAGCUUCAGGGCAUAGCAGAUCUGUCUGUGGGUAACAUCCUGAAAAGGGCCCAGGAGGACCUCUUCUCUUCUGGCGAGGAUGACCUGGAGAACACCCAUCCAGGUAUUACUCUGACAGAAGAGAAGCUGUCCAGAAUCUUCUCAGAGCUGUUCAGGGAUGCCUGUGAGAGUGCCCAGGAGGCCGCCAGACGGAUCCACCACAUGAGGACUGGAAGAGGCAACAACAGCCAGAAUGGGAGUUGGCCUGGGUCGUCACAGGGAUCAAGCAAAUCCAACAUGCCAGAGUUGGGAGAACUGGGGUCAGUGAGGAGUCCCAAGGGAAGUGACGUCCAUAAAGUCCUUAGCGAGGGGUCCCUCCCUGUCUUUGCCCUGUUUGAGGAGAGGCCAGGGGAAGUUGGGGAGACCAGCAGCCCUGCUGGGGAGAUGGACGAGACACAGACUGCCAGCACUCCCAGCAUUCCCCGGUCUGGGCAUGGCGGCAGAAGGAGUAGCCAGACCACCACUCCCACCCCCGGCCACAGAGAGGCAGGAUUCACAGCCAGUAACAUCUUUGAUGUUAUUAUUCAUCUGGCGCACUCUGACACUGACCGGGAACUCCACCAGGAGUUCAGCAGUGAGGAUGAUGUUUCACUGAAUGACAUCAUGGACAUGAAGUCAACCCCGGCAGUGGAGCCCCUGGGUCAGAUCCUGUCCUCAUGGAAGCUGGUCAACAUGAUCUUCAGGGGGAAGGUCCACUACUUUGGGAAGGAGCUCAUCUGCAAGGUGUAUCAGAUGCUUCUGGACACCGGUAUGGGCAGGAGGCCAAUGGCCCGCCAGAGCAGGUCCGAGCCCAUCCUGAAAGACCUGGCUGCCAACCGUAGGCUCUCCAAUGAAUUCUUCACAGACGUGCUGUACAUGUUCAUCCAACGGGCCAUUAAGAAUCUGCUGGAGAACUUCUUGGGUCUGCCGACCACCCCACCAGGCAGAGACAUUAUGUGGAAUGACAACUUUAACUGGAUGUAUAGGGACGGCUGGGGGAACACCCCCACAUCCAGCGAGGAGGAAUUGUGGGACAGCGACUCCACCUGGUCAAGUGGGCAUGGGGAGGAGGAAGGGACAGAGUCCCGUGGGAGGUGGGCCGCUCUGUUGGAGAAGGGCAGCUUCCUGACCCUCCAGUCCUCCAGCUCCCUCUCCCUCUCCGAUGACAACAAGGAGGCACUAGGGGCCGUCUGCCAAGUCCUGACCACCAGGGUGGGAGACAUCCUGAACAGUACCUGCAACGACGAUUGCAAGGCCAGGCUCAUCAUCCAGAAAGGAUUGGAUUCCGGUGCCAGGGAAAGGUUCCCUGACUUUCCGUGUCCCUCUUCACCCAAGGACGAAGAGGAGGUGGUUGUGAGUGCCAUGACUGUCUCAUACCCUAAACCCUCCACCUCAACCCAGGCAGCAUGGGCAGCUCCUGCCCAGACUCUGGAUGUUUUUCUGCCCAGACCCUGCCUGGAUGAAGAAGAGGUAGUGCCCAGCACCUCCUUGAAGGACAACUCUGUGACGACCACCCAUGCAGCACUGGCAGCUCCUUCCCAGACCCUGGUAGAAGAGGUGGGAGAAGCUGAGGUGUCCAACGUGAGUGAGUGCUCCCUGAUGCCCACCAAGGCCCUUGAGAAGAUUCCCUCCCUCCUACCAGGCAAGAUCCUUAUCGAGGAGGACACCCUCAGUUGCAGCACUCCCUGGGCCACCGUCAUGAGCCCCCAGACCCUGAAGUUUAUCCUCCACGGCAUCAUGUGCCGACUGGAGGCCUCAGAGUCCCCCCAGACAAGGAGGGCCAAUGACCCCUUCAGGCUGAUGAAUGAUCUCUUUCUGGAGGUCCAGCAUGCCCUGAAGUAUGCUGACAUCUCUGUCCUCUUUGGCCUGGAGGAGAGCAUCCAAUUCAUUGGGGAGGAUGCGGUGAAGGCCAUCGUGAAGACUGCAGCUAAAAGAUUGUCCCUGCGUUCGGACUCCAACCGGGCUCAACUGCGUGCCGCGCGCUCUGGUGGUGAGGCAGCCAUCAGGUGCAUGGCGGACACCAUCACACAAGUCAUAGAUGACUAUUCCGAGGACUGGAGUUCCGGCGGCCAUUUUGGAGCCAGGAGGAGCCGUGCUAGUGGGAGGUCAUACUCCUCAACCUCCUCAAGGAGUGACGUCACCCUCACCGAGGAGCUCCUGGCCCGGAGGGAAUCCCUUGAAGAGGACCUAGCGGAGAUGGCUGAUGACAGCACUGGUUUGGAGAAGACCAUUGUAAGCUCAGCCAUCUCUGCCAAGUCCCAGGAGAAGGAUAAGGAAGAGGCUAUGAAGGAAGAAGUGAGGAAGUCAGGAAAGAAGAGGCGAAGAAAUAACAAGGACCAGAAGAAGAACAAGGUGUCUCCUCUUGGCAAUGAUAGUACUGUGGCUGCAGAUGAGCCGAAGAAAAAACAGGCUCUCCUCCCGCGGAUCACAGCUGCCCUGGCAAGACUAUUUUGCUUCCCCUGCAAAAAAAGAUGCAAAAAGUAACUGUGCAGAGACGAGUUUGGGAAACCCUGAUACCACCUCCCCCAACCCACUUUCUAAAAAAACAUCAGUGCCACCAGAAGAGGGAGACAACCCCCCCCUAUUCACAACUCAUUUUAUUACCCUCCCCCAUUUAAUUUAAUAAACACAACUUUCAGCUAUUUUGAUCUUCUUUACUUUUUUUUUUACAGACCCACCUGCAUGCUAUAGAUUUGUAAGGUC